AGACGGGCGAGGGCGGGAGACGAGAGCCGCAGCGAGCGACUGCGGCCGCCAGUGUUCCAUUAUUUAUUCGCCGCGCGAGCCGCGGGCCGUAGGUCGCUCGUGGUGUGUGCGGGGCCGGCGCGUCUCCCGUCCCCUGUGUUGUAUCGAGUCUCUCCCGAGUGUUGCAAGUGACUAUUAUGAGUGACAGGGACAGGUCGUCGCCCUCCCUCACGGAUACGCCGCUGAAGACGUACAUAGGCCGACACGACGACGACUACCCCCUCAUAAACGGAAACGAUUUCCUGAACCACGGGGCUAGUUUCAACAAAAAAUACGGCAAGUCCGUCAACAGUAAGGAUGCGCUCGAAGACAAGAAGGAUGACAACGAGCUCUGGGAGGCGCAAGCUGCCUUCCUGGGCCCCAACCUAUGGGACAAGACGUUGCCCUACGACCCCGAUCUCAAGGUACACGAAUACGUGGACCUAGACGAGUUCCUGUCGGAGAAUGGCAUGCCGGGCGAGGGGCUGGGCGGCGCGCACCUGGGCGGCGGCGGCUUCGGCGCGGGCGCGGGGCUGGCGCUGGGGCUGCCGGCGCCCGUCACCAAGCGCGAGCGCUCGCCCUCGCCCUCCGACUGCAUGAGCCCCGACACCAUCAACCCGCCGCUGUCGCCUGCCGACUCCACAUUCUCCAUGGCAUCGUCGGGCCGUGACUUCGACCCCCGGACGCGCGCCUUCUCCGACGAGGAGCUGAAGCCGCAGCCCAUGAUCAAGAAGUCCCGGAAACAGGUAAAUGAAUUCGUGCCCGACGACCUGAAGGAUGACAAGUACUGGGCGCGCCGGCGGAAGAACAACAUGGCCGCCAAGCGCUCCCGCGACGCGCGCCGCAUGAAGGAGAACCAGAUCGCGCUGCGGGCUGGCUAUCUCGAGAAGGAGAAUAUGGGACUGCGACAAGAAGUCGAGCUGCUGAAGAAGGAGAAUCACAUCUUGCGCGAGAAAUUGUCUAAGUACGCGGAUGUAUAAGCGGCCCAUCCUCCCCCUCCACCCCGCAUAGCACAAACACGGCACACGACACGUGAAGCCGCGGGCCCCGGCCCGCACGCCACGCCGGCCCCGCGGCCCGCCGGGCCCGGACCGACCUCUGCAGCCGCCGUCGCCGCGCCGAGCGCUCCUCUUCUGCUCGUCGCGGGAACGAGCUCCAGCUGUAGUACCUCCACACGCCUACCUACGCUGUUGUUUCACCUAGAAUAGUCGGUUCGAUUGUAUUAACAUAGAUCAAUGUUACAUGUUACAGAUUAAGAUUUCUUAUUAUUAAUCUAUUUUGAAAUGUAUUCUCCACAUACCUAUUUCUUGUUAAUGUGACCGAAUCGCCCUAGCUUCAUAGACCAUAGUACAGUAAUUAAUGUGUUUUGACUACCGUAGGUUUAAAUAAUGUUGCAGUUACCGUAAGUUUAUUGACUUAGAUUAAUAGAUAAAUCUUAACCAAAGUUCCGAUGUCUUUCCUAUCGUCGAGCUCUGACCUGCCGUCGUCUCUAAUUCCUUCUUUCGGACUCAGUUCGACACACCACAGGGUUAGUCAACGACGUACGGACCAAAUUUGGAAAUCAUUAUUUUUGAAGAGAUUAGUCGUGUCCCGUCCCCUGGCGUGGCGUGCCGCCGCCGAGCGCCGCAGCGUCCGCGCAAGUUAAUGUUGAAUGUACGUCGCCGGCGCGGCGCCGCCGCACGCAGAUUGCUCAAGUGGCUCGCGCAUGCGCAGUAGUAGUGGCUGCCUCUGUAUAUAGAUAGUUGUAAAUAGGCCCCAGCCGGCCCCGGGCCGCCCCGGACGCCCGACGCCGCGAAGCGAACCACGAGGUCGCCGUCUGACACCCGUCCGUCGCCGGGCCCGGCCCGCCGGCCCGCGCCGUUGGUCUCUCACUUAGCUCGCUUGUAGGACUGCUCCAUAUGAGAUUAGAUCCUAGCGGGGCCCGGGCCGUCCACGCCCCGGGGCCCGUACGUACCCUCUGUCGUUUCUGUAGAAAACGAACACUAGUUUCGUUUCAAAUUUACUUAGUGAAUAGUUUAAGUAGUAAGUAGAUUCCGUAGUGUAGUCGUUAUUAGUCUAUUUUUGUUAUGGCUGUAGUUGUUAACGUUUUGAAAGUUUAUAUUAUUUUUUUUAGUUGUAAAGAGACUCGCGUAUUGUGUCGAUAUGGGUAGGACCCGCAUUCUAGAUGUAAUUCGGCGCCCCGCGCCGCUCACCGCCCGCUCCCUCCCUCCCGAGUCCCGCCCUGCCCGGCGGGAAGGCCGCGGGCGCGGCGCGAGCGCGAGCGUGCGGCGAACCUCGCUCGCGCUCGACGCUCGCGCCGCCCGCGCCCGCGCCCUUCCGCUCGCCGCUGCGUCGUUGGACGUUCCCCUGCACUCUCUUUGACUCGUGCUAUUGUUAUAAUAUAAUAUUUUUGUAGGUUUUUGUCGUUGAUAAAUGAGUCAAUUGAAUGUUUAUUGAAUUGAAGAAAAAAUAAAUGUUUAUAAACUAAGACUAAGAAGUUGUUGCAUUUGAAAGUAUUAUAUGAAUACAAAGCGAGAACAAUAAAAUGUUUUUUCUAUAAAGGUUUACAUGUGAGGGAUUCUACAAAGGUGUGAUGGUCGACUUUGAAAAUAAUUGUUUCAUAUCAAAAUGAUAUUAUAUGUAAUGGACACUUAAAUAAUGUUUACCAGCCGGGAACGGCAUUUGAUAUUCCAUCUUGUUUGUUAAAAAGUAUACAUACCUUGAAUUAUUCAAUAUUACUCAUAUGUAUUGAUUCAUACACGGUAUAUAAAUCGUUUCCCCGAAAUUGUAACAUGGGUAUAUUAUUGUAAUGUUAUAUUAAGUGAUAAGAAGGAAUCGUAUGUAAGAACAUUUGGUAAUGCAUAUACCAGCAUAUACCUACGUAUGGUAAGCAUAUGUAAGUGGAAGGGGCGGGGCCGCGCCACCUGCCUGCUCCCCGCACCUCACCCGCCCUACCGCACCUCUCCUUAUUUAUUGACGACCUCUGCUGAGGCUCCGUCUGAUGUCUACAUUGCAACAACAUACAACCAUAUUGAUUUACAUGUACGAGUAGUAUUUUGUUUGAGUUUAAUUUAUAUGGUUCUAUGGAUUGAAAUAAACGUUAAUUGUUGUAAUUAUGUUUAAUUGUUUUUUUUGUGGGGGCGGGGCGGGCCAGCCGCGCCAGCGGCAGUGAUAUGAACGGACUGUCACCGUAGGUACUUAAUGUUUCGAGCGCUGGAUGUAGCGACUAGCGACCUCACGGCCUCUAGUGGGCCGCUUUACAAGCCGCUGAUACGUUUUCUCGAUCGGUGUUUUAUGUAAUAAAUUGUGGUAAAGUACCUUGCACAUAA
Molecule: messenger RNA, 3326 nt
Organism: Ostrinia nubilalis (European corn borer)
Lineage: Eukaryota; Metazoa; Arthropoda; Insecta; Lepidoptera; Crambidae
Gene: Pdp1
Product: hepatic leukemia factor
Exons: 7
Coding region: 177-998 (273 amino acids)
Biological process (GO): regulation of transcription by RNA polymerase II
Cellular component (GO): nucleus
Molecular function (GO): DNA-binding transcription factor activity, RNA polymerase II-specific; RNA polymerase II cis-regulatory region sequence-specific DNA binding
Source: RefSeq, a predicted model, not a curated record